AUGGAUGGUGGUCGCGGGGGUGCGUACGUGCAAACCCCCGGCCAACGCAAAGCGAACCAGAAGUUCGCCGCGCUGCAAGAGAAGAAGAUGGGCAAGUCGGAAGAGGCCAUCAAGCGCGAGAAAGCGGCCAAGAACAAGCUCUCGGGGAUCUGGUUGACUCUUCUGAUCUUCGCCAUUGGAGGCGGACUGCUGUUUGAGUUCGUCCGUUUGAUCUGGUCGCGAUUUGGUUGA
Molecule: messenger RNA, 231 nt
Organism: Tricharina praecox
Lineage: Eukaryota; Fungi; Ascomycota; Pezizomycetes; Pezizales; Pyronemataceae
Exons: 3
Coding region: 1-231 (76 amino acids)
Cellular component (GO): endoplasmic reticulum
Source: RefSeq, a predicted model, not a curated record